This is a messenger RNA of Dermatophagoides farinae (American house dust mite), 1507 nucleotides long. RefSeq names its product GTPase Obg. The record is from RefSeq and is a predicted model, not a curated record. NCBI's taxonomy places the organism in Eukaryota, Metazoa, Arthropoda, Arachnida, Sarcoptiformes, Pyroglyphidae. Gene Ontology annotation, cellular component: mitochondrion. Gene Ontology annotation, molecular function: GTPase activity; GTP binding; magnesium ion binding.
CCUCGUAUACUCUACAACAGUGGAGAGAAGGCGGGAUUUUUGUCGAAUAUUGUGGUACGUUGUAGUGGUUACUAGAAUAGUGGAGAAUUUUGUAGAUGUUUCUCGAAACGAACAGAGACAUUCAUUUCAUUCAUUCGAGUGAAUUCUUUAAAUUUCUAGAUUUUUCUCAUAUGUUCCACUCACAUUUUUUUGAAUGUAUAUUGCAUAAUGUAUUGCAUGAAAAAUGUCAUUAAUUUCACAUGUUCGUAAACGUAUUGUAUUGAAUAGAAUUUUUCCCAUUAUUAAUUUAUUGAACGAUAAUAAUUCAACAUCGACAUCUACCGAACCAUUUAUUCAUUCAAAUUUAAAACUAUCCGAUCAAAUUAAAUCGGAUAAUAAUAAUCAACAAAAUGUUGAAAAAUAUUCGCAUCCCGCUCCAUUAAGAUCAUUGAAGAAUAAAUCUUCCACUAAUAUCCAUUCAUCUGAAUUUAUCGACUAUAAACGUGUUCACGUAAAAGGCGGAAAAGGAGGUGAUGGUAUGAUCUGUUUUCUUCAACUUUGGUCUAAUCCACAAGCCGGACCAAGCGGUGGUGACGGUGGCAAUGGUGGUCAUGUUAUUUUCGAAGCAUCAAAAAAUACUAAAUCAUUGAAUCAGAUUAAAUCUAAAUAUACUGGUGAACAAGGAGAGAAUGGUAUGCAUAAAGAUAUGACCGGAAAAAAUGCUCCACAUAUGACCAUAUCAGUGCCAAUUGGAACUCUAGUCAAAGAUGCUCAAACAGAUCAAAUUGUAGCCGAUUUAUAUUGUGAUAAGAUGAAAUUUUUAGCUGCCAAAGGUGGAAGUGGUGGAAAAGGUAAUCAUUAUUUUUUAAGCAAUAAAAAUCGACAUCCAUAUGUAGCCGAAGUUGGAGCACAAGGUGAAGAUAAUCAAUGGAUUCUUGAGAUGAAAAUUAUUGCUCAUGCUGGUUUAGUUGGAUUUCCAAAUGCUGGAAAAUCUACUUUGUUAAGUGCAUUAUCUCGUGCUCGACCUAAAGUUGCUAGUUAUCCAUUUACAACACUAAAACCAUCUGUAGGUAUUGUACAAUAUGAAGAUAUGGAACAAUUAUCCAUCGCUGAUCUGCCUGGUAUCAUUUCGGAAGCUCAUUGUAACAAAGGUUUAGGAUUGAAUUUUCUUAAACACAUUGAACGUUGUGUAUGCCUUUUCUUUGUCAUCGACAUGUCCAUUGAUGAACCAUUUGAACAAUUGAAAAUUCUUAUGAAAGAAAUAGAUCUUUACAAAAGUGAAUUAUUACAAAAGCCUAUUACGAUCAUCGCUAAUAAAAUAGAUAGUGAUGAUGAUUCAGCCACAAAAUUAAAAAUAUUUCUACAACAUUUGAAUACGAAUAAUUUGUUUCAUUUAAAAGUGAUUCCAGUAUCCGGCAAAUAUGGUACAAAUUUAACAGAAUUAUUAAUUCAUUUUAGAGAAUUGUAUGAUUCACAAAAUCUUGAUCAAAAUAAUAAUUUUGAAUAAAUAAAUUCUUAUAAAAAAAAA